Trichosurus vulpecula (common brushtail) is the source of this 567-nucleotide messenger RNA. RefSeq names its product high mobility group protein B1-like. Gene Ontology annotation, cellular component: nucleus. Gene Ontology annotation, molecular function: DNA binding, bending. Lineage: Eukaryota; Metazoa; Chordata; Mammalia; Diprotodontia; Phalangeridae. The transcript has a single exon. The coding region runs from base 106 to 429 and encodes 107 amino acids. Gene Ontology annotation, biological process: regulation of transcription by RNA polymerase II. The record is from RefSeq and is a predicted model, not a curated record.
CACAGCCAUUGCAGUACAUUGAGCUCCAUAGAGACAGCGCCGGGGCAAGUAAGAGCCGGACGGGCACUGGGCUACUCUGUGCGGCACUGAGGGAAAGUAAUCAAAAUGGACAAAGGUGAUCCCAAGAAGCCGAGGGGGAAAAUGUCCUCAUAUGCCUUCUUCGUGCAAACCUGCCGGGAAGAACACAAGAAGAAGCAUCCAGAUGCUUCUGUGAACUUCUCAGAAUUUUCUAAAAAAUGCUCAGAAAGGUGGAAGACAAUGUCUGCUAAGAAGAAAGGAAAAUUUGAGGACAUGGCAAAAGCUGAUAAGGUUCGUUAUGAAAGAGAAAUGAAAACCUACGUACCACCUAAAGGAGAAACAAAAAAGAAGUUUAAGGAUCCCAAUGCGCCGAAGAGGCCUCCUUCGGCAUUUUUCUUAUUCUGUUCUUAGUAUCGUCCAAAAAUUAAAGGGGAGCAUCCCGGUCUUUCUAUUGGAGAUGUGGCAAAAAAAUUGGGAGAAAUGUGGAAUAAUACUGCUGCAGAUGACAAGCAACCUUAUGAAAAGAAGGCAGCUAAACUGAAGGAAAAA